This is a messenger RNA of Fusarium keratoplasticum, 1149 nucleotides long. Its product is annotated as Branched-chain-amino-acid aminotransferase. Lineage: Eukaryota; Fungi; Ascomycota; Sordariomycetes; Hypocreales; Nectriaceae. Gene Ontology annotation, molecular function: branched-chain-amino-acid:2-oxoglutarate transaminase activity. The transcript is spliced from 2 exons. Bases 1 to 1149 code for a protein of 382 amino acids. Gene Ontology annotation, biological process: L-leucine biosynthetic process; L-valine biosynthetic process. The record is from RefSeq and is a predicted model, not a curated record. Gene Ontology annotation, cellular component: mitochondrion.
AUGAACGGCAUCAAUGUUACCUCGCCCACCGUGGCCAAAGGCUCUGAAAUCGAUGUUUCCAAGCUCACCAUCCAAAAGACCAGUAGUCCUGGCACGCUCAAGGCUCCCGAGGAGCUAGUCUUUGGAAGAAACUUCACAGACCACAUGCUCUCGAUCGAUUGGACUCAAUCAGAAGGCUGGCAAGCACCGCAGAUCAUUCCGUACCAAAACCUGUCCCUCGAUCCGGCAACGUGCGUCUUCCACUACGCCUUUGAGUGCUUUGAGGGCAUGAAGGCUUACAAGGGCAACGAUGGCAAGCUGAGACUUUUCCGCCCCGAUAAGAACAUGGCCCGCUUCAACAAGUCAGCGAGCCGGAUAUGCCUACCUACAUUCCAGCCGCCGGCUCUUAUCGAGCUUAUCGCCAAGUUGGUCGAGAUGGACCAGCGAUUCAUCCCGGACGAGAGAGGAUACUCGCUUUACCUCCGACCUACGAUGAUUGGCACGCAGACAACCCUCGGCAUUAGCCCUCCGGCAUCUGCCAAGAUCUUUGUCAUCGCCUCUCCCGUUGGGCCAUACUACCCGACCGGAUUCAAGGCUAUCUCUCUCGAGGCCACCAACUACGCCGUCAGGGCUUGGCCAGGCGGCGUUGGCGAUAAGAAGCUCGGUGCAAACUAUGCGCCGUGCGUCGUGCCACAGGCGGGCGCUGCUAGCCGGGGCCACCAGCAGAACCUAUGGCUCUUUGGCGAGGAAGAAUUCGUGACCGAGGUUGGCACGAUGAACAUGUUUGCUGCAAUCCAGUCCAAGGAAGGAGUGAAAGAACUCAUCACGGCACCCCUCGAUGGCACCAUUCUGGAGGGUGUCACGCGUGACUCGGUUCUGGCUCUCGCCCGUGAGAGGCUUGUGCCAGAGGGAUGGACUGUAUCGGAGCGAAAGUAUACGAUGAGCGAGUUGGACGAGGCGGCGCGGGAGGGAAGGUUAAUCGAGGCCUUUGGUGCGGGUACGGCUGCCAUUGUAAGCCCUAUCCGCAGUAUUUCGUGGAGAGGGAGGAAGAUAAACUGUGGCCUGGCAGAAGGUGAAGAGUCGGGAGAGGUUGCCUUGAGGAUGAAGCAGUGGAUGGAGGCGAUUCAGUAUGGGGAUGAGCAACAUGAGUGGAGUUAUAUUCUAGAUUAA